Rotaria sp. Silwood2 is the source of this 1044-nucleotide messenger RNA. Lineage: Eukaryota; Metazoa; Rotifera; Eurotatoria; Philodinida; Philodinidae. The record is from the annotation of a GenBank genome assembly.
AUGGAUGAACACAAAUAUGAUCGUGAUCGACGAAAAACCAAUACAGAUAGACAUACUAGUAUUGCACCGGUUAUUUUUGGCAGUAUCGAUGAUACAUCUACUCAACCAUUGCCUAUCACGGUCACUCUUGAUGAUGAUUUUGAAAGUUGGAAAGGACUCAAUAAUGGUGCGACAAAAAAGGCAGACUAUAUUGCACAUAUUUGUAAACAAUUAAAUAUUCCUCGUGAUGCAUUUAUCAUAGAACGAGUGGAGUUCGGUAGUGCAGUUGUGUUUGGAAUUGUUUGCCCUCCCUAUGGAAAACUUGUGAUGAACUAUUUUUCGGUAGAUGAUGCUGAACUUGGGAAUUUGAGUCGACACGGUAAAAUAACAAUGAUUACCCUGGGUCGUUUUGGCCUCAAUGUAAAAGAUCAAGUACUUUUCCCCCAAUGGAAUCGAGUGUACAGCCGUCAACCAGGCGGCACCUACUGGAAUGACCCUUUGGAUAGAGCUGGCAAACCAUACUAUUGUCCAGUCGGCUGGACACGUUUUGCCAUCAAGGUAACAAAUACACAGGAAGAGUUUGAUCAACGUUAUAGUGAUUAUCAUGUUGCUUAUCAUGGAACAAAGAGUGCUGUGGCUUCUGAUAUUCUCAAUAAUGGGCUUCGAGGCUCUACAGGAUGCUAUCGUGAAGGUCUUAAUAUCUAUUUAUCGCCCAGUAUAGAAUAUGCGGCACAUCCUCGCUAUGCAAAACCUUGGAAGCAUAAUGAAACUGGUAAAUAUUAUCAAAUGGUACUGCAAUGCCGAGUAAAUCCUCGGCUCGUUGAAGCUGAUCUGAUUAAACCAGAAACUGUGCUAGCAAAAAAUGCAAAAACUUCUCAAAUAGAUCCGAACUUUAGCAACGAUGAACUCGAAUGGAUUUUGCCAGCAGAUAAACCAGUCAGUCGACACGAUCUCAUUUGCUACGGUCUCAUGAUACGCAUUACUUACGAUGAUCCGGCCGGUUUGCCUUCCUCAGAAUGGUGGAAACAUGUAUAUUGGGAACCAUUUCACAAAAUAGACUAUUGA